AUGAACCGCGACUUUGUCUACAACUAUCAGGAUGACGAGCGCACGAUGUGUUCGAGUGUCGGCGGCACUCUGAACAAAUGGCUGUGGGGGGCGCUGUGCUGCGGAAUUCCAGGCGUGCCUUGUUACUUCUGCACUUGCUGCAACAAAAUGGACGACACUACUGAACGGGAGGGGCCCAGAAUAAAUCAGGCGACGGCCACCGUUGAGAGGCUCUCGCGGCAGCACCGGCCGAACGCGCCGCGGAGCCGAAAGUCCACGCCGGAGACCAUAUCGGCCGUCCGCUGCGCCCUCUCGCAGCUGCAGGGCGAACCGGCGCCGACACUCCAAGCGCCGGCUCCAGACCGCCUCACCCAGGAGCCCGGA
Molecule: messenger RNA, 363 nt
Organism: Iphiclides podalirius (scarce swallowtail)
Lineage: Eukaryota; Metazoa; Arthropoda; Insecta; Lepidoptera; Papilionidae
Source: the annotation of a GenBank genome assembly